AUGAGGCUGAAAAGAAAGAUCCCAAAGAGUGCAACCACGUCCAUGAUGAUAAGAGAUCACACGGCAAAGGCCGUAGUAGAUACAAAGGACGUGGCCGUGACAACUACUCAUAUGGCCGGCAAGGAAACCACAAUAACCGUGGUCGUGGUUCCAGCUAUGGCUGUGGCCGAGGCAGUUAUGGCCGUGGCCGAGACAGUUAUGGCUGUGGUCGAGGCGGUUGAGGCUUUGCAGAACCCCACUACCACUACGUUCCAAGCCGAGAGAGACUUGUACCAGAACUGGACUUUCCUGAGACAAAUAGAGGAGAUGUACUUUAGGCAGAAAUCAAGAAUCAACUGGUUAAGAGAAGGGGAUCUUAAUACAACUUACUUCUUUCAGAUUUGUCAAGUUAGAGCAAGCUACAACUGCAUUCGUGCUUUCUUGACUCUUUCGGGUGACCUGAUAACAGACCCCUUGGAGAUGAGCUACACUUUCCCUGAAGAUCACAGACUGAGUAUGGUGUCAAUCCCAUCUGAUGAAGAGACUAGGAAAUUGUACUUCAAGCUCAACCCAAACAAGGCGCCUGGCCCCGAUGGACUAACCUCUGCUUUCUUUAGGGCUUCUUGGGACACUUUCGGUGCAGAAGUGAUUACAUCAACAAAGAAUUUCUUUGCUUCAUGCUUCCUGCCUGCAACAAUAAAUGCCACAAUACUCACUUUAGUGCCAAAAUUUCCAGGAGCCUCAAAGAUUACAGAUUUCAGGCCAAUUGCGUGUCUUAAUACUGUCUAUAAAGUCCUAUCAAGACUGCUAGUGAGAAGACUGAAGCCUAUCCUACCCUCUCUGAUCUUGCCAAGCCAAACUGCCUUUAUAAAGGACAAGCUCCUUGUAGAGAAUACUAUCUUAGCGGGAGAACUGAUAAACGGCUAUCACAAGAACAAGGGCUCGAAGAAAAUUACCAUAAAGGUAGACAUUGCGAAAGCCUUUGAUACAUUCUCCUGGGAAUUCCUAUUCUCAUGUCUUCAGGGCUUGCAGUUUCCCCCACAAUUUAUCUCUUGA
Messenger RNA from Brassica oleracea var. oleracea, 1035 nucleotides. RefSeq lists its product as uncharacterized. The transcript is spliced from 3 exons. NCBI's taxonomy places the organism in Eukaryota, Viridiplantae, Streptophyta, Magnoliopsida, Brassicales, Brassicaceae. The coding region runs from base 1 to 1035 and encodes 344 amino acids. The record is from RefSeq and is a predicted model, not a curated record.